UCCGAAAUUUUAUUGUAAAACCUGUCUGAUCAAAUUCCGCGCGUGAUACUCUACCUCACCAAGGGAACGGACACAAGCAGCAAGCUAACGUACACGGCAACAGAUUAGAAUCAUAAAAACCAACCGAAACAACAACAAACAUGACAGAGGUUGAUGUUCCUCAGACUAGGCCACCAGAGCCACUCAGCAUCCACAUUGUUAAAGCUUCAAACUUGAAAUUGACAAAGAUAGACAAUGGUCAGAAAGGAACUAAGGGAGAUAAUGUGCAGAUUACGGUUAAGGUGGAAUUUGGUGACAGACAGUUGGGGGAAUCCCCUAAGGUGGAGUGUAUCCCCGAUACCCCUGCAGAGAUUGAUUAUACAGCUACACUGAACUGUACCUUUGAGGACCCCUUGGUCUUAGAUGAAAUUUCUUACAGACCAGUUGUCUUGACUGUGACAGAAGUUCUACCAAAGGAAAAAAAGCAAAAAGAGGAGAAGACUGCUCAGCUUGGACAAUGUACUGUGGAUUUACUUCCCCUUGUCAAAGGUGAAACAAAACAUCACUACAAUCUGGUGAUCAACCCUUUGCCUGGCUCGCCUUUGGAGACAAUUAGUCCUGAAAGUCCUAAGCCAGAGAUGGAGGUGGUGAUCUCAGUUCAGGAAUCCCUGUUGGAGGGGACACACAUUGACCAGGGGAACCUGAUGACCUUGACUGUAGAGAGUCUGUACUCUCCCCCCGAGUCCUGGACAAUGACCGGCACACAAUAUGCUUAUUGUUCUGCACUUCCCAUCCCAGUGUCAGCUGAGAAAGAGACACCAGUAGUCUUUGCUAAUGGGGCAUUAAAGCCAAGCGUUGACAAGGAGCCCCCCAAUCGCCAGAAAAAGUGGGCUGUACCAGGCACUGCUCAAGGAAACUCUGUCUACAUCCCAGAGAGUUUCCUACCCCCUGACAAUAUUGAUGAUGAAGAUGGUGAAUUCAAGGGUAAAGAAGAUCGAGAGCAUCGUCAUAUGGCAGAGACAGAAAAACUGAGGGUCACCUGGAAUACAGAGAGGAGAUGUUACAUGGAUGCCCUGGCUACCAAAAGUUUCCAGGAUAAGAUAGCUAAGUGUAGGUAUUGGCCUGUGGAGGUGAUGAGGUUACCUCAGCCAGCGGCUGCCAAGGGCAAGAAGUCACAGAAUGCUACUACAGUUGAUGAUGAAGGAUCCAUUAGUUACCAUGGUGUGGCUUUUGUCAACUUGGCUCCUCUCCUAUACCCAGGGGUGAAGAGAAUAAGAGGAGCAUACAAAGUACAUGCAUACACUGAUCAUGCAAUGCAUGAGAAGACCAAGAGGAAGACAGGGUUUGGGGAGGAGGCAGCUAAGAUUGCCUUCAACAUCCUAAACAGAAACAGUGCCUCUCCUUUCCCAAAGAAAGCUGGAAAAGAAGGGGGAGAAAAGAAAGAGAAAGAGGUCAAGAAGGGGCGGUCAAUGAGCAUUGCUCAACAACAACAGCAACAGCAAGCCAAUGCGGCCCCAGCGGGGCCGGGGGGUCAAGUUCCAACGGAGGCCUCUCAGACCAUAAAGUCAGACACUGGAUCAGAGAUGGAGGGACAGGCCCCCGUCAAUGUCGAGGGACAGCAGUAUGUGGAUGCCAAGUCCUACGUCAUGUUAGAAAUCUGCCUCACCAGGCCUCUUAUACCCAAAAGGCCCCCAGAGGAACUGGCUAGAAGAGUUGCUGAAUACAUUCCUCCAAGACCACUGUUUCCAAAAAGAACUGAUGGAGCUCAGAGGGCUGUUGAAGAUUUCCACAAUCAAGUUGGAAGUGUUGCUAAUCUUAUCCUAGACGAGUUCAGGGAUCAGUUUGGUGAUAUCCUAAAGACAGAUGAUGUUCCACAAACUGUAGAAGCAAUGGAAUCCAGGAGGCAGAAAUUGAUCUAUGAGCUGAAUUCCUCUGGAAAGUACUUUUCAUUUAAAGAACAGCUAAAGUAUGCAGUGGUGAAGAUUGUACGCGAGAAAUAUCUUAAAACUUCAGCCUUUGAGGACAGACAAGAACUACAGACUUUCCUUAGUGAGUUGUAUGUUUACUUGAUUGAUCAAAUGCAUGUUGCUUUGGGCAAAUUUUUGGCCCUUGAGGAUCAAGCUCCCAUUCCCAAGCCUAUGACUGACUCUGCCCAGCUCAAGCACUUUGCAAGAGAAGCAGAAGUUAAUGGAAAUUAUGAGCUAGCCACCAAAUAUUAUCAAGAGAGGAUUGCAAGAAACAAGAAUGAUCCUUCCCACUGGUUUGAUUAUGGAACCUUCUGUUUAUACAUCAAUGAUAUUACCAAGGCAGAGGAAUGCUUCAAAGAGUGCAUCGCUAUUGAUCAGAAGCAUUUACAAGGGUUGCUAUUGUAUGGGGUUGUCUGCACUCUAUCAGAGAGAAAUGAGGCUGCUGAAACAUUCUUUGAAGCAGCCACAUGUGUGGAUCCCAAGAGCAUUCUGGCCUGGACCAUGCUUGGCCUGUUUUAUGAUGCUGUUAACAAUGAGAUAGGAGCAGAAAUGGCUUACCUUGAAGCCAACAAACUUAACCAAGCAGCAGCUGUUGCUGAGGCCAAGGCUCUGAGAGAUGAUGAGAUGGCCAAAGAGAAACUAGCCAGAGGAGAACAUGAGAGUGAGGAUAAAGAAGUGGACCAUGAUCAGGGAGGCUUGGCCCCACCCUCAGUCCCUGACAUCAAACAACCCUCCCCUCCAUCUAGUGACAAACCUCCAACUUCUGCUCGCUCUGGGAAAGGUUCUGUCAGUGAUAGAAGAAUGUCUGCGUCCAAGAGAUCUGACCCACAUCUCCGCCCAGAUCAAUCCCCUCUUUUACAAGGAAGUAAGAUUAAGACAGACAGUACCACCUCUCGCCCUGGCAGCCAUUACAGGAUGGGGAGCCAGCGCGGUACCCCCCAGCCUGCGGAGGAGGUAGAGGAAUCCCCUGUCAGGGAGCCCACCCCUGUCCCCCGAUCCAGUAUCUACAUGCAGGCCAUUGAGUGGCUGAUUGAGGUCAAAGCUAUCCCUUUCACUGAGAGAGCCCUGGCACAUGAACUGCUGUCUCCAAUGGGAGGCCCCACUUCUGGAUAUCACAUUAACUAUGCCAGGUUAAAGCUUCAGAAGAAAGAAUACAAGGAAGCUGAAAACAGUCUGGAUGAGGCCCUGCAGUUUGACUACCAGAACCCGGAUGCCUGGGCCCUGAUGGGACAUGUGAAGUAUAUGACCAAUGAUGUGGAGGCUUCCAGGGACUGCUAUGAACGCACUCUUUCCUUUACAACGGAUGCAGCAGAAAUGCAUUCUAUAUACCUUAGAUUGGCCUCUAUAUACCUCCAAGAGGAAAAGUUUUCAAAUGCAAAGAAUACUUUCCUUAUGGCUUGCAAGAGAUCCCCAUCUUGUGUUUCAUGGCUGGGUGUUGGUAUAGCAUGUUAUAGGUUAGGAGAACUAGCAGAAGCUGAAGAUGCACUGUCUGAGGCCAACAUCCUAAACAACACUGAUCCAGAAGUCUGGGGUUAUCUGUCCUUGGUCUGCCUCAAAACUGGCAGACAGCUGGAAGCAGAACAGGCCUAUAAAUAUGCAUUGAAGUUGAAUCUGUCUGAUUAUGAUUUGCUGGCAGAAAUACAGCAUGUGCAGCAGGUUUUUAAGUAA
Saccostrea cuccullata (small rock oyster) is the source of this 3614-nucleotide messenger RNA. RefSeq names its product cilia- and flagella-associated protein 70-like. The transcript is spliced from 32 exons. Lineage: Eukaryota; Metazoa; Mollusca; Bivalvia; Ostreida; Ostreidae. Gene Ontology annotation, biological process: cilium movement; cilium assembly. Bases 141 to 3614 code for a protein of 1157 amino acids. Gene Ontology annotation, cellular component: extracellular exosome; motile cilium. Gene Ontology annotation, molecular function: protein binding. The record is from RefSeq and is a predicted model, not a curated record.